Molecule: messenger RNA, 726 nt
Organism: Drosophila rhopaloa
Lineage: Eukaryota; Metazoa; Arthropoda; Insecta; Diptera; Drosophilidae
Product: trypsin delta-like
Exons: 1
Coding region: 1-726 (241 amino acids)
Biological process (GO): proteolysis
Molecular function (GO): serine-type endopeptidase activity
Source: RefSeq, a predicted model, not a curated record
AUGUUCGUCCAGUGGAUUUUCCUGAUCUGCAGCGCUACCCUGGCCUCCUCCAAAUGGAUUCCGGAACGCAUCGUGGGAGGUCAAUCGGUGUCGAUUAAAGCGGUUCCCUGGCAGGCCUCCCUCCUUAAAAAUGGCAUGCCUCAUUGCGGCGCGGUCAUAUACAGCAAGAAAGUAGCUAUAACGGCAGCUCACUGUGACGAUGAAACUGCUAUUUUCUCGGUAAGAGUGGGCUCAUCGAAUCGAGAUUUCGGCGGUCAAGUGGUGAAUGUUUUGCGAAUUCUAAAACAUAGACGUUACAAUGGAGCAUCCUAUGACAUAGCAGUGAUCAAACUUCAGACCAGUCUUCGAAUGGGCGCCGGUGUGAGAUCCAUUCCACUUGCCAAUAGUUCUCCUCGACCUGGAUCAUUAGUCUCGGUUUCUGGAUGGGGACGGACUGGAACCUUUAAGAAGGGUUCUAACAUUCUACUAGAGACCACUGUUACCAUUGUGGAUCAGAAUGCCUGCCGAAAUUCAUACUACAUAGAAAUAACCAAGGACAUGAUCUGUGCCGCUGCUCCGGGAAGAGAUUCCUGCCAAGGGGACUCAGGAGGUCCUUUGGUGUUCAAUGGCACGCUGGUAGGAAUAGUCUCUUUCGGAGAUGAUUGUGCUCAUCCAUAUUUUCCUGGAGUCUAUGCUAACGUGGCAGAGCUCAAGCCUUGGAUCUUAAGGACUAUCCGAAGUCUUUGA